GAAAUAUUCCUGAUCGGAGCGGCCGCGGCCGCGUCCCAGCGGUUUGGAGGAUAAAGGUUCGGGGACAAGGCGGCGGGCCCGGCGCGUGCGCAGACGGCGGCGGAUGAUGGCGGCCGCUCUGUCCAGGGCGCUGAAGCUGCCGGGUAAAAAGUCUCACGACUUGGGAGAGUACGACCCGCUGCGCCAGGCCGACAGUGACGACAGUGCCGAUGACGGCGACCUCAACUAUCAGAAGAAUGGCAGCCUGCAAGUUGAGGCAAUGGUUGAGGCCGUGCUUAGCAGGGACGCGGACACUGUGGUUGAAAUGCACACACUGAAGGGAAAGCAUUGCCGCUCUGAACAACCCUGCUCAGCGGAGGUCCAUGCCACUGAGGUGUCGGAUGAGUUUGUUGUCAAAAGCAGAACGUCGUUCCUUCCGUGCCUGCGGACGGCCGCCUUCCUCCUCACUCUCCUCGUGACCAUGGUCCUCGUCUUGGUCUGUGCUUUCUUCAUCCCGUGCCCCAAGAGCCGCGCACUGAAGACCUCGUGGAACAGAAGCCUUGGGCUAGCAGCCGCUUUCCCUCCAGCGAUCGCACUUUGGGACGUCAACAAUGACCAGGUUCCCGAUGUCAUCGUUUCGUUCAGCUCCACUGGGAAAGUCCGAGGCCAAAGAGGGGCCCUCAGGCCACAAGGCAGCUUGAAACUUCACGUGUCGGUGGCGGUCCUGUCCGGGGCGGAUGGCAGCGUUCUCUGGACAACUGUGGCCUCGGAGCGGCUGAAGUUCAUCCACUGCGGCAUCGGCCGUACCGAAGAGGGAAAGGGCACCGUCUGCCUGCUGGUUGGCGUCACUCACAUGUUAAAGGCCGUUAACAGCAUCUCGGGAAGCUGUUUCUGGGAAAUGAAGAACGUGUCCCCAUCCCAUCGGACCCCAGCCGCUCCGCCUGUGCAACUCCCAGACGUGGACGGAGACGGUUUUGCAGACAUUCUGCUUGGGAGUAGAUCGGCUACAUUGACCAAUCGGAUUCAUGAUGUGUCCUUCGUGUUUGUGUCAGGAGCGACGGGUGCUCUGAUAGGGCAGCCGGUGACGUAUAAUGUCACUGGUGAAGGCAAGUUGAUCGGUCCAAAGGCCUACGUGUCUGGUGAGGGGGCACUCUACGUUCUCUUUGGUUAUGGAAGCAUCCAAGCGGUGUCUGUGCGGGACAUUUACACGCAGGCGAAUGGCAAGGGCACCUUGCCUCCAUCUCUAUGGAAGGAGGAAUCCCCCUCGGAAUGGAAGCCAGAGGGAAGCCUGCCGGGAGUUCUGGAUGUGUACAGUGGUAACGGCUCUGUGCAGGACGUGCAGGCUGUGGGUAGUCCGGGCGAGGACCCCAUGGAGCUGCUGCUCACCACCAAGAACCAGCUGCAGCUGCUGAGGGGCACACAGCUACGCCAAGUGUGGCAGGCGGUCGGCAGCACCAUCAAUGGCGCUCCUGUGGCCGGGUUCUUCAACGACGACAAAGUCCCGGAUUUCCUGAUCCAGGUGGCCAGUGGGAACGGCACGAGGAAGAGUCUGAUCAUCGAUGGGAGCUCGGGCCAGGAGCUGUGGGCCGCGGAGCUGGACUGCCGGAGCCAGGGAUCGGAGGCAGCCUCGGUACCCCUGCCUGACGGGAGGUCAGCAUUCCUGUUCUGGGCCGGAGAAUGCCGAACAAAACCUUCGGCUCCGGGGGGCGACUCUGAGCGGGACGGCCAGUACCGCCUCUACCUCCUGCACCCGGCCUACCCUGGGCUGCUCGUGGAGCUGGCCCGUAGCCCUGGCCCUGUCACCGCAUCCGCCACCGGAGUGUGGGAACAAAGGAAGGAUGCAUUCCAUGUCUCCGUGACGACUGACUCCAGCCAAGCCACCCACAGGGGCCGGAUGGGGCCGCUGCUGGUCAGCACGGUGGGCCUGAAGUGGGCGAUCCUGCACAGCCGGCUGCUGGCUCUGGACGGGACGGACAUCAACACCCCGUCCAUCAGGAAAUCCCUCUCCCAGCUCAGCUUCUGCAAGGACCUUCAGCAGUGAAGGGGUCUGAACUCAUCCCUUCAGCAGAAUCCAACGUUUGUAUCCGUCGCCGUUUUACGCUGCGUUCCCCUCCCUCCACGCUGCUUCCCGUGAAGUUCCGGCCCGUUCCCCGCGGGCAACAUCCGCAUCCUAGGCCGAUCCGACAGCCAGCCUAACGGGAAGACCGUGCCGGAGAUGAAGGUAACGCAGCGGCUGGUGGGAGAGGGCGCUCCGGGAGCUCAGCAUUCCCUGCUCCCAGGGAAUCCCAUUCCCUCUACCCCUCGCCCUCUGCCGCCUCUCCUCACCCCUGCCCGCCCCCUCGUGCCAGCCUCGUCUCAGAGGGCACUGUCGCCGCCAGCGUUCAACCUAUGGAGGACAUGCUUCUCUGGGGACUAUUUCCACCCAGCAUUGUUUACAUGGUGUGUCGGAACAAGGAACUGCAAAUGCUGGUUUACAAACAAAAGUGCUGGAGGAACUCAGCAGGUCAGGCAGCAUCUCUGGAGAACAUGGACAGGUGACGUUUCGGUUUGAGACCUCC
Messenger RNA from Amblyraja radiata (thorny skate), 2537 nucleotides. It is a transcript of the gene fam234b, whose product is annotated as family with sequence similarity 234 member B. Bases 104 to 2020 code for a protein of 638 amino acids. NCBI's taxonomy places the organism in Eukaryota, Metazoa, Chordata, Chondrichthyes, Rajiformes, Rajidae. The transcript is spliced from 13 exons. The record is from RefSeq and is a predicted model, not a curated record.